GUGUCAGUUUGUUUACAGCGGUCCCUGCUGCUGCUGCUGCUUGACAGACAUGGCUGUGGAUAUAACUUUACUUUUCAAAGCCAGUGUCAAGACGGUGAAAACCCGGAACAAGGCGAUAGGAGUCGGCUUUGACUCGCCCAAAGAUGAGAUCUUCAAGAGGAGCAGACCCAAGAGCGGCUUCUCUCCGAAGGCCAAAGAAGUGAUCUCGAACAUCACCAAGCUCAAAGACUUUCUGCUGCAACACAGGAAAGAUUAUGUGAGCGCCGGAAGCCUCAUCUCGUCCGAUCUGACCCGCAUGACGGACAACGAACGAGACCAGAUCGACCAGGACGCUCAGAUCUUCAUGAGGACCUGCUCGGAGGCCAUCAAGCAGCUACGCAAUGAAGCAGAGAAGCAGGUGACAUCGGCCCAGUUAAGGAAGCACAGAGGGGCCGUGCUGGACCUCAUUGAAGUAUAUCUGAGAGGAGUCUGUAAGCUGUACUCUGAACAGAGGGCGAUCCGAGUCAAGAGAACGGUGGACAAGAAGAGGCUGUCGAGGCUGGAGCCGGAGCACCGCAGUAAGGUGCAGAAGACGCCGCCGGGGGUGAUGGUGGCGCCCCCACCGGAGAAGACUGUCAAGGAGGAAAGUCCUGAGAAGAGUGUGUUGGAGGUCCCGGACAACCCCGUGAACCUGUGGGACGAGGGCCGGACGGAGGACGAGCUCUCUCCUGAGGAGGUCCAGAUGUUUGAGCAGGAGAACCAGCGGUUGGUGAGUGAGAUGAACAGCCUGGUGGACGAAGUGAGGCAAAUCGAGGGGAAGGUGGUGGAGAUCUCUCGCCUGCAAGAGAUCUUUGCUGAGAAAGUCCUGCAACAAGAAACGGAGAUCGGCAGCAUUCACCAGCUGGUCGUUGGCGCUACGGAAAACGUCAAAGAAGGCAACGAGGAUAUACGAGAGGCGAUCAAAAACAACGCCGGCUUCCGGGUGUGGAUCCUGUUCUUCCUGGUCAUGUGCUCCUUCUCGCUGCUCUUCCUGGACUGGUACGACAGCUAACGCCACGACAGCUAACGGUACGACAGCUAACGCCACGACAGCUAACGCCACGAGGCGGCGUGGACUCCGAACCCGACAGGAAACCUUCUGGCUCGCGAAGAGCUGACGACCACACUGGACUGAAUGUGCAUGCUGCAGCUGGAGCCACGUGCCCCUUGAGAGGAGUCGUGGCCGUUGCCCCUGACGCUAACUAUCUAACAGUGUUUUGUCCAGUGCUUUCAGGGAGUCGAUGUUUAAAAGCCCUUUUAUGGAGGCAGUGUAUCCACUUUUAAGUGUGCUUAUAGCCGGACACUCUUCACCACUAAAAGCACCGACGACGGUUUGAUUGGCAGCAACGAUUCUCGUCUGUCUGACUGAAGAAAACAUUAAUUUCUGAACCGACGAAGAGACACUGUUCAGACUAGCUGUCUCGUGUACACUAUUUAAAUAGAUUAUACAUGCGUGUACCUCAAUGACACAUUAAUUGUGGGCUGCAGAUGAAGGUUAUUGGAUAUCCAUCGCAGCGUAACUGUACUGACACACCAUUCACAUUCUAGUAAAACUGAGCAGUGGAA
Molecule: messenger RNA, 1584 nt
Organism: Cyclopterus lumpus (lumpfish)
Lineage: Eukaryota; Metazoa; Chordata; Actinopteri; Perciformes; Cyclopteridae
Gene: stx18
Product: syntaxin 18
Exons: 11
Coding region: 50-1030 (326 amino acids)
Biological process (GO): retrograde vesicle-mediated transport, Golgi to endoplasmic reticulum
Cellular component (GO): endoplasmic reticulum; SNARE complex
Source: RefSeq, a predicted model, not a curated record